This is a messenger RNA of Mya arenaria, 5162 nucleotides long. RefSeq lists its product as uncharacterized. The transcript is spliced from 10 exons. The coding region runs from base 184 to 1404 and encodes 406 amino acids. Lineage: Eukaryota; Metazoa; Mollusca; Bivalvia; Myida; Myidae. The record is from RefSeq and is a predicted model, not a curated record.
CAUGUUUUUGAUUGUGAAGUAAACAGUUUAAGUGUCACUGUGUCAUAAGGAAAAUAAACUUCAUAACAAAUACAAGUUAUAGUUACAAUGGUUUAUAGUGGUUAACUUUGGCAACCUGACGGAUACAAAUCGAGUCUUCACUCUAGAGAGCAUCACGAACACACCCACUAUAUAAGUUGUCCAAUGGAAACGCAAAAUAACGAGAUGUUGCUGAAAGACGUUCCUGAAUUCGGAAACGAGAUUCGAAAGGAGUUUAUGCUCCGGAAAAAUAGCGUGUUCAUCAAUCACGGCUCGUACGGCACAAUACCUAAAUGUGUUCAUGCACAAAAGAUCAGAUACCUUGAAGAAAUGGAGAGCCAUCCAGACGUUUGGUACCGAUACACACUCGAUAAAUAUUUAAAGAGGGCCGUACAAAAAGUGUCCAGCUUCAUUGGUGUGGACGUUGGAGACACCUUUUUGCUCCAAAACGUAACAAAAGCCAUCAACACGGUCCUUAAGACGUUCCCGUUACGUCACGGUGACGCUUUCCUCAUCACAGAUUUGUCUUAUUGUUCUGUGAAAAGUGCGGCACAGCAUGUGACUUCAUUGGUACCAGGUUGUGCGACUCAUCUACUGAACAUCAAGUUUCCGAUCCAAAGCGAGGAUCAGAUAGUUGGUCAGUACGACCAAUUUCUACGCGCUCAUCCUGAGGUUCGAUUGGCUAUAAUAGAUCACAUCACAAGCCCAACAGCGAUUCUGAUGCCUGUCAAGCGUCUGGUUGAAGUCUGUCAUCGACAUGACGUCACAGUUUUGAUCGAUGGUGCGCAUGCGCCUGGCCAGCUUGAGCUCAAAAUACAGGACAUCGAUGCAGACUUUUACACAGGAAACCUUCACAAAUGGGUGUAUGCUCCCCGGGGUUGCGGCUUUCUAUGGCGAAAUCCUAACAGGAAGACGGAAUGGUUACGUCCCUUGAUCACAGCAAGUUGUCACGGCGCAGGUCUGGUUGAAGAGUUCGCUUUUGAAGGCACAAAAGACGACUCUUCGUAUCUGUGUGCAGUAAAUGGCAUAGAUUUCUACAACUCAGUCGGAGGCAUUGAUGUGAUAACAACAUAUACAAAACAGCUGCGUGAAAAAUGCGUUGAGUACCUGGAGGAUUUGUGGGAAACAUCUCGACUUCCGGUUCCGGAAAGCAUGGUCGCGCCAAAUCUACAAAUGGUUCAACUGCCGUACAUUCCGAAGUUCUCAGAACGCCCGGAUAUGUAUGGCGAUCUCCAAAAGCUAAUCUUGGACCAGUUCGACAUUCAGACGUACAUACACACAGUGAACGGACAGCUGUACGCGCGAGUGUCCACUCAAAUUUACAACACCUUUGAUGAUUAUGUGAAACUGGGGAACGCCAUUCUUAACAUUGCCAGAGAAGAGUAAAAGAACAUAUAACGAUAUAUGUUUAUGCUGCUCGCAAGGGUAUCCGCUUAAACGUCGUUGAUGAUUAUUUAAAACUUAGGGACCCUUUCUUCUCAGUGUCGGAGAAGUAUGAAAAGCGUUUUUUUUUAUCUACAUAUUUAUAUAAUGAGGGUGUACGCGUGAGUGUCCUUCAGAUGCAUAUCACAGUUGAUAGUUAUGCCCCCCUUCGAAAAAGAGGGGUCGGUCGGUCCGUUCGUCGGUAGACCAAAGCUUGUCCGAUAGAUAACUUGACAGUUCCUGGACAUAUCCAGUUCCUCAUCAUACUUGACAUGAAGGUUGGGCCUGACCAGAAGAUGACCUCUAUUGAUUUGAAGGAUCAUCGGGUUAAAUGUCAAGGUCACAGUUUAUAUGCAAAUAUCAGUUAAAAUCUGAACAUGAGUAACAUCUGAAAACUGUACCUACUAUCCUCACACUUUGAAUGCUCAUAAUCUUAAAACUGCCUCAAAGGCACCUUAUGUCAAUGAGGAAUCAGUUGUCAUUUCGGUCAAUGCAUAUUGCAUUUAGUUAUCCAAAAAUUCCUGACAGCCUGGCGCUCAGGGGGCAAUAAUGUCUAACAAACAUCUCUUUUUAUGUGAAACUUGAGGACAUUUUUCUUCACAUUACCACAGAUGAAUGAAAAAAAACAACAUAUUGAAUGUUGUUAUAUUCGUACUUAAAUGCAGAAGUGUAUCACAAUUGAUGAUACUUGAGGACAUAUUUCUUCAUAUUACCAGAGAAGAGUAAAACAACAUAAAGGUUUUUUUUUAUGUUCAUACUCAUUUAUAUGCAAAUGUAUAUCACAUUUUGAUGAUUAUGUGAAACUUGAGGAUUUUUUUCCUGACCUUACCAGAGAAGAAUGAAUUUUUUCUCUAUUCGUACUUAUUUAUUUAUAUGCAGAUGUUGAUCACAUUUGGUGAUUAUGUGGACCUUGAAAACGCUAUUCUUCACAUAACCAGAGAAGAGUGAAAUGCGUUGUUCGUCUUACUUGUGCAUACAUUUCCUUGAACGGACAGUCGUUUAAUGUUCAUAAAUUUGAUUUCACAUUUCAAUUAUGAUCAGAACAGUGCAAGCGAAAAAAGAAACUUGUUAUGAAACAAAGGAACGCCAUUUUUAUAUCGCUGGUAAGGAUAUGUCUAAUUGUUCUUAUGUUGCGAACUCAAUCAAGCGGUUACUUCCCUUUGUUGAAUAAUUAUCACUGAUAGCAUUCGGAACGCCUCGGCCAUUUCUAUCGAAAACAACCUCGGAUGUAUGUGGACGGUUUACAUACUCAGAAAUCGGUAUGUUUAAGUCCGCUGCAAGUAGAUCGCGUAGUCAUUUAAUUUAGCAGUUUAACUUAACGACUUAACUCUAGGGAAUCUUAAUUAUGUUUGCAGUAAUACAAGCAAAAUACAUAAAUAUAAGCUUAAACACUUAAUUUAAUUUAUGAUAUUCAAAAACUUACGAACUACUUCUACUGAUGUACCGGCAUACAUCCGAGGUUGUUUUCGAUAAAAAUGGCCAAGGAGCUCCGAAUGCACUGAUAUCGCGCAAAUCAUGUGAUUGUGAUCAAAACCACGUAAUCGCAUUUAAAAUUUUGACAUUUUUCAUUUAAAAUAUAUUUAUGCAUUUUAAAUUCUGGGAUAUGCAACAUUCAAGUUUUUAGAUUUAAGCAAAAAAGGCAAUGAGACGAAACAAAAUAAUGUUCUUAAAAAUAAUGUUCUUAAAAAGUAAUAUAAUUGAAUCUGAUUCUAAGGGAGAUCACUGUGUUGGUGAUUGAUCUUGCGUAAGAUUAAUUGUUUUCAGUCUUGAUAAUGUUUGUUGAUAUGAAAGGACAAAAGAAGAUUUAUUUUACCAUUAACUUCUUAAAUCUUACUUUAAGUGUUAUGAUAUUUAGUAUGUCGUAAAUUAGCUGCAGAUAUAUUCAUGCAUAUACUCUUAUGUAUGCUUUUUUUUAAAAGUUCAAUGUUCGAUAUGUUUGCCAAUAUUUUGUGCAUAACUAUUUGUAUUUUAUUUUUCACUGCUGCAUCAUAUUAUAAUUUGAUGACAUCAUCAUUGUAUUUCUGAAUGUGUCUCGGUAUACAAUAUUCAUCAUCUUGGAGAUUUUCAGGAUCAUAAUUUUAGCAGUAAUAGUUAUAUCAGUUUAAGCUCAUAUUUAUUUUGAGAGAAUCGUCGAGACUGUUGGGGUAGUAUUUGUGUCAUCGAAGGCGUCGUUCAAAGACUUUGAACUUUGGCGUAACUCAAAUUUGCUUUCAGUGUAUUAAAAUGAAACUUGGUAAACAUGUUGCCAGAAGCAAUAGGCACGCGUUGAACAAGGCUCAUAACUCUUACAUAUGUCAUUGUCUAGUUAUUAUUCCCCCUUUUCGACAAGAAACAUACACACAAUUGGAAUUCGCCCGGUGCCACUCACGUUCGUUUUACCCUGGAGAUUUCAGGACGGUUUGUUUUUGUUUUCAAAUUGAAAAUGGAAUUAAAUAUUCUAGUGUUUUUAUUAUUUCUAUUGAAUUUUUCUAAUUGUAUGCAUUUACCUUUAAUAAACCUUUAUUGAGGUAUUUUUCUUAAAUUAUUGUAUACAAUAGUAUGACUUCAGUGAAUAAAUAUAGUAUAUGUGUUCAACAAAUAUUAUGAAUAUUUGCAUUUCAGCCUAUUUCGAUACACACCCCUAUGAAUUGAAAUUCUUAAAUUUAUCAAGUACGAACUAUGUAUGUAUAGAAAAUAUAAAAGUAUAAAAUUACUUGCAUUCAAUGAAAUGAACACUUUGUCGAAAAUAUAGCACUUUAAAAUAACGUUGCAAAUGCUUUUCAAACAUGCAUUUUAUCUCUCAAAUAUUGUUAGUGUUUCGUUGUUAUAUAACGAACGAAUAACCAUACCUACCAACUCUGUUAUGUAUUUAUAUUUAUGAUUUUCAUAACACGCACAGGCCACGUUGGCCUACUUUAUGGAAUGCACCAUGUAUAAAUUAUGUUGCUUUCUUAAAUUAUUUCUAUAAUAAAUCAUUUUGACAGGCAUAAUGUGCUUUGAACAAUUAUUUCUAAAAAAAACAUAACUUUUUGCCGCUUGACCAACAUUCAACACAUCAUAAUGCCAUUGAGUCUAUUCCGACUAUAGUCCUAGUACGUUUUCCGGGACCCCGUUUCAAUUCAAUCCAUUACAAUUCAAUUCCGUUUCUUUUCUUCACUUGUUCAAGUCAACCUUAAAGAAGAAACACAAGAAAAAAAACAGAAAAAAAACGAUCAAGAGCAAAAACGAUCAAGAGGAUGAACGAACAAGAACGAACGAAACAAGAUUGAAACAAACAAAAGCAACAGCGAACGAGAACAAAAACGAACGAAACAACGAACAAGAACGAAUGAGAACAAGAACGAACAAAACGAGAACGAAUAAAACGAGAACGAGAACAAGAACGAAUAAAAUGAGAACGAACCAUACAAGCACGAACGAAAAAGAACGAAUAAAACGAGAACAAACUACAAGGACGAACGAGAACAAGAACGAAUAAAACGAGAACGAACCAUACAAGCACGAACGAAACAAGAACGAAUAAAACGAGAACGAGAAACAAGGACGAAUAAAAUGAGAACGAACGAAACAAGAACGAACAAGUCAAGGAGGAAUAAAACAAAAACGCACGAAACACGUCCCUUCAGUACAUAUAAAUGAUGGCAUUCACUUAAAACGAAAUAAUUAAAACAUCAUUUUAACCCUUUCAUCGAAAAUUGUAUUGAACUUGGCCUUAUAUUUUUGAAACUCGUUUAAGUGGAUGC